AUGGCCCCCAAGCCAAACCCGCUACCUCUGAGCGACACGCUACGCGAUCUUGCCUUACUCCGUGCUUCCGACCUCGAUUUGUCGACAGUUCUGCCGCCAUCUGCUAUGACCAGUGCCUUGGCUGGAGGGGACGCAGCUAUCCCCGACUCCGAUGCAGCGAGCGGCAGCGUGAACGAUGCGGUGAAGCGAUCGUACGAGUUCGCACAGGAAGCGCGGAUGGUCCUCCGGCUGCUGAACCGAGGGAAAGUGGAGAAGCAGGGAAGCAGGGUGGAGGAUGUCAGGAGCAAGCUGGAGGACGUCUUGCAGGGAUUGGAUCCGACGGGGCGGUCCAUCACACAUUACGUGGCAAAGUAG
Molecule: messenger RNA, 354 nt
Organism: Sparassis crispa
Lineage: Eukaryota; Fungi; Basidiomycota; Agaricomycetes; Polyporales; Sparassidaceae
Exons: 1
Coding region: 1-354 (117 amino acids)
Source: RefSeq, a predicted model, not a curated record